AUGUCCUCCGCUGAACGCCCCAUAACAUUUUUCGACGUAUCAAUAGGUGCAAAGCCUGUUGGUAGAAUUAUUUUCUCGCUGUACUCAGACCUUGUGCCCAAAACAGCAGAAAACUUCCGCGCGUUAUGUACCGGUGAAAAAGGAACAGGGCAAUCAGGAAAGCCUCUUCAUUACAAGGGUUCCGGAUUCCACCGUGUAAUUAAAUCGUUCAUGUGUCAGGGUGGCGAUUUCACUGCAGGAAAUGGAACCGGAGGCGAAUCAAUCUACGGAGAAAAAUUCGAAGAUGAAGCUUUCAAAGUUGACCACACGAAGCCAUUCUUACUCUCGAUGGCCAACGCUGGUAAAGACACGAAUGGUUCCCAGUUUUUCAUCACCACGGCCCUUACGCGUCACCUUGACGGGAAACACGUCGUUUUUGGAGAAGUGAUCAAAGGAAAAUCUAUUGUUCGCCAGAUUGAAAACUUCCCCACGAGCAAUGGAGACGUUCCGACCCAACCGAUCAUUAUCGAGGAUUGUGGUGUCCUCUCGCCGGACGAUCCGUCACUGACUGCAGAGCCUGCCGGUGCUGAAGGAGACCCGUAUGAGGACUAUCCAGACGACGAUGAUCAUGAUAUUGCCAAACCUGAGGUGGCCCUCGAAAUUGCGACCAAAAUUCGAGAGAUUGGCAAUCAGCUAUUCAAAGAGGGGAAACCAGACCUCGCCUUGUCGAAGUACCAAAAAUCCAUCCGUUAUCUGGACGUACACCACAAUUUGCCUGAAGAUGCGUCCGAAGAGCUCAAGCAAUCAUACAAAGCGUUACUUGCCCCUUUGCUUCUGAACUCUGCAUUAGCUGCCAUUCGUAUUCAACCUGCUUCUUCGGAGAUAGCAAUCAGGAGCGCUACACGAGCUCUAGAUUCUCUGGAACUUAGUGAUUCAGACAAAGCGAAAGCACUCUACCGCAGAGCUCUCGCCCAUGUCAUCACCAAGGAUGACGAUGAGGCCGAGAGGGAUUUGACCCAAGCAAGCAAUCUUGUUUCCGAGGACCAAGCCAUAGCAGGAGAACUUUCCAAACUUAGGCAGCGCAAAAAGGAAAAGCGGGAGAAAGAAAAGAAGGCUUUCAAGAAAAUGUUUGCCUAG
Messenger RNA from Marasmius oreades (fairy-ring Marasmius), 1116 nucleotides. RefSeq names its product Peptidyl-prolyl cis-trans isomerase cyp40 (gene CYP40). Gene Ontology annotation, biological process: protein peptidyl-prolyl isomerization; protein folding. Gene Ontology annotation, cellular component: intracellular membrane-bounded organelle. Lineage: Eukaryota; Fungi; Basidiomycota; Agaricomycetes; Agaricales; Marasmiaceae. The coding region runs from base 1 to 1116 and encodes 371 amino acids. The transcript is spliced from 7 exons. Gene Ontology annotation, molecular function: peptidyl-prolyl cis-trans isomerase activity; protein binding. The record is from RefSeq and is a predicted model, not a curated record.